Messenger RNA from Pteronotus mesoamericanus, 236 nucleotides. RefSeq names its product small lysine rich protein 1 (gene SMKR1). The coding region runs from base 1 to 198 and encodes 65 amino acids. NCBI's taxonomy places the organism in Eukaryota, Metazoa, Chordata, Mammalia, Chiroptera, Mormoopidae. The transcript has 2 exons. The record is from RefSeq and is a predicted model, not a curated record.
AUGGGUAAAAGGAAAAAAGGAAAAGGCCGGAACAAGUCUGCGGUGAAGAAGCAGAAGAAACCGGAAGCGGACAUCCUCAGCCCCGCGGCGAUGCUGAACCUCUACUACAUCGCCCACAACGUGGCCGACUGCCUGCACAUGCGGGGCUUCCGCUGGCCAGGCGCUUCCAAGUCAAAGAAAGAAAAAAGCAAGUCUUAAGAGAUAGCGUUUCACAGCAUAUUUCUAUUACCAAGCAC